Molecule: messenger RNA, 3577 nt
Organism: Hyla sarda
Lineage: Eukaryota; Metazoa; Chordata; Amphibia; Anura; Hylidae
Gene: CNGA3
Product: cyclic nucleotide gated channel subunit alpha 3
Exons: 9
Coding region: 568-2760 (730 amino acids)
Biological process (GO): monoatomic cation transmembrane transport; potassium ion transport
Cellular component (GO): plasma membrane; intracellular cyclic nucleotide activated cation channel complex
Molecular function (GO): intracellularly cAMP-activated cation channel activity; cGMP binding; protein-containing complex binding
Source: RefSeq, a predicted model, not a curated record
AUGGUGGGAGUUGUAGUUUUGCAACAGCUGGAGGCUCCUUGGUUGGGAAACCAUGUACUAGGGGACACAUGACUAGAGAGGUGGUGAUGCCACCUGUGAGAGGCUGGUGAGUGGUCAGGACCAGGCGUGCAGCAGUAGGAGGAGGAGGAGAGGGGAGGGCAGCAAGCUGUGUGAUCGGAGCUCAGGGCAGGGACAGUCCCAGAGCUGCCGGAGCUGUCCACACACCUAGUGCUGAACCAACCCCUGCCUGCAAGCGCUGCUGGUCCCCGGGAAGCCUGUGGAGGGCGCUACUGCGCUCAUCCUCACAAGACACGGAGCCAGGGGAUGGCUGCUGGGAGUCUCCAGAGCACAGACAUGAAGAGCUGCAGAUGGUCGCAGGAUGUGACCUGGGAAUAGUAGGUGGUGAGCCCAGCCAUCAUCCAUGAAGAGCCCUGGACAUAUGCCACUAUGCCAAAGAGUUCACACAACUGCUGCCUGCUGCAUCUCCACCAAUAAACUUCUCCAUAUACUGAUCACCUGGAGCUAAGCCAUUUACUAUACUGGAGGACCAAGUGACUGUGAUUCAAAAUGGCUGCCAUAGUGACUACACAAUCAUCCUAUCCAGUGCUGCACAGACUUUCGAUCAGAACUAUUGAUGAGGAUAUAGAAAGAAUUGAAAAUGGAAACAGCAGGGCCCAUUCCCUGUGUGAGGACAACUCAUCAGAGCUCCAGCGUGUUGUUGCAUUGGAUCCAAGAGGCCUUACUGAGUCCCGCAGGAGCUCGUUCACAGGAAGGGGAGGAAUGGCCAGGUUGUCAAGAUUUCUUCUAGCAAUGCGGAACUGGGCAAUAAGACACCUGAAUCGGGAAGAUCAGCGCCCAGACUCUUUUCUGGAGAGAUUCCGUGGGCCAGAUCUUAAAGAAGCAUCUAGCAGGAACAGCUUCACACAUUCUGUAAUAGAAAACCAAAACCCAGACAGGCUAGAAAGAGCACAUAGUCACUGGGUUCUUGCCGAGUUUAAUGUCAACAACAGCAAUAAUACUGAUGACAAAAAGAAUGAUCAGAACGCUGCCAAUGAGAACAAAGAGCAAAAAAAAGAAGAAAAAAAGGAUGCAAAAAAUGAUGAUAAAAAGGAAAAUGAAAAGAAAAGAGAAGUAUUUGUAGUUGAUCCAGCCAGUAACUAUUACUACAGAUGGUUGUCAAUCAUCUCUGUACCUGUGCUUUAUAACUGGUGCUUUCUUGUGUGCAGAGCCUGUUUUGAUGAACUUCAGAAAAAUAACAUAGUCAUGUGGAUGAUACUGGAUUACAGUGCAGAUGCCGUAUACAUUAUGGACACACUAGUAAGAUUCAGAACAGGUUUCCUUGAACAAGGCUUGCUAGUGAAAGAAGCUAAGAAGUUAAAGGAAUACUACACAAAGACUUUGCAGUUUAAACUAGAUAUGUUAUCACUGUUGCCAACCGAUGUAGCCUACUUCAAAGUGGGAUUCAACUACCCAGAACUACGUUUCAACCGUUUAUUACGCUUUUCAAGGAUGUUUGAGUUUUUCGAUCGCACGGAAACUAGAACCAAUUACCCCAACAUGUUCCGCAUUGGGAACCUAGUUCUUUAUAUUCUGAUUAUCAUACACUGGAAUGCAUGCAUUUACUUUGCAAUUUCUAAAGCCAUUGGGUUUGGAACUGACACAUGGGUCUAUCCUAAUAUUUCCCAUCCAGAAUAUGGUCGCCUUGCACGGAAAUAUAUUUACAGUCUUUACUGGUCAACACUCACUCUAACCACCAUUGGGGAAACACCUCCUCCAGUCAAGGAUGUAGAAUUCCUCUUUGUGGUGUUUGACUUCUUAAUCGGUGUUCUGAUAUUUGCCACCAUUGUUGGUAAUGUGGGCUCUAUGAUUUCAAAUAUGAAUGCAUCAAGAGCAGAUUUUCAGUCUAAAAUUGACUCUAUAAAGCAAUAUAUGCAAUUUCGUAAUGUAUCAAAAGAUCUAGAAGCCAGGGUAAUAAAGUGGUUUGAUUAUCUGUGGACCAACAAAAAAACAAUGGAUGAAAAAGAAGUCCUUAAGAACCUACCAGACAAGCUGAAAGCAGAGAUUGCAAUUAAUGUCCAUUUGGACACAUUAAAGAAGGUUAGAAUCUUUCAAGACUGUGAAGCUGGACUACUGGUGGAGUUGGUCCUGAAGCUAAGGCCUCAAGUAUACAGCCCUGGUGACUAUAUUUGUCGAAAAGGGGACAUUGGCCGGGAAAUGUAUAUUAUAAAAGAAGGUAAACUGGCUGUGGUGGCAGAUGAUGGUGUGACACAGUUUGUAGUCCUUAGUGAUGGGAGUUAUUUUGGAGAAAUCAGCAUACUGAACAUCAAAGGAAGCAAAUCAGGGAACAGAAGAACAGCUAACAUUCGGAGUAUUGGUUAUUCUGAUUUGUUCUGUUUAUCUAAGGAUGACUUAAUGGAGGCUCUGACUGAGUACCCAGAGGCUAAGUCAGUGCUUGAAGAAAAGGGUAGACAGAUCCUAAUGAAAGACGGUCUAAUUGAUGAGGAGGCAGCGAAGGCUGGGUCAGAUCCAAAGGACACAGAAGAAAAAGUGGAGAGACUGGAAACUGCUUUUGACAGCUUGCAGACAAGGUUUGCCAGGUUACUCGCUGACUACAACUCCACACAACUAAAACUCAAACAAAGAAUCACUAAAGUUGAGAAGAGGAUACAGGAAAGGAAUUUAGGCAAUGACAACACGUCUGAUGGGGCCGACAGCGCUCCAGAAACGGGCAGGGCCGAGGACAAUGACAAUGACAAAUAAACUCGAGCUGAGCUUUUUUUAUUGUCAAAUGAACAUUGUUUUAUACAUUCUUUAUAUUUGUACUGCAUAGAAUCUCUUAUUUUGGCAAUCUUAGUUAUUUUCAAGCUUAUACAGGGUAAAACAUUUUUACAUAUUUUCUUCAAUGAAAUAUUUUUGUACUAAAGUGCUUUUAGACUUCUUUAGACAAUUACAUGGUACACAGUUUUAUCAGGACUGGAACAGUUUUGUUGUAGGAUAGCAUAGUCAAAUAUACUUUUAUACAAUAUUUUAAAUAAAUAUUGCUCUUGGUACAUUCAUAUAAUAACAAUCCAGGAACAUUUUGUUACCUAUAUGUAUGCCAUUUUUCCCACAGCCAGUCUGCACACACAGCUACAGGAUUGUUCACAUUGAGCAGUAGCUACGCACAAAUCCCCUGUGAUGUUAAAGGGUUAACUGUACAAUUUCAGUAAAGACCAUAAUAUAAUACCUGGUGGGCCUCCGCCUAUUUUUCAGACUGUUUCUAAAUGUUUUUAAGAUAUCUGCUUGCUGUCAGUGAAUCCAGAGGCAACAACAGAAGAGAUGUCAUAUGACGAAACGCGUUGCAUUGUGGGUUAUAGAUUCCCUUGUUAAUUCCGCCUUUGAUCUCUCAGCGCUUGAUUUUAUCCCACCAUACUUAAAGGAAAAAUACUAUUUAUACUAAGAUAUUCUAUGACAUAGCAUUGAACAGUGUAUACCACCCAAGGAUUGCUUUUAAUAGUCCCCUAUGGGGACUAAAAAAUUGUGUAAAAAAUAUUUUAAAAAGAAGUUAAUAAAUGUGAAUUAGCUCCUUCCCUCAUAA